AUGGCCACCGCGAGAGUGCUAACCGUCGCCAAUACUUCCUGCUUUCUCUCCAAGACGACGUCGUUCCUUGCCAAACAGGGGCCGUACAGCACCAGCCUCUGCUUUACCAGAAGAAGAGCACCGUCGUCGUUGUCUUCGUCGUGCCGGAGGUCCUUCGCUUGCACAGCUAUCUACAACCCCGAGGUUCAGAUCAAGGAGGAAGGGCAGCCCGAAACCCUAGACUACCGAGUCUUCUUCGUCGACCGUGUUGGUCAAAAGGUUUCACCUUGGCAUGAUAUACCUUUGCAAGUGGGUAAUGGUUUAUUCAACUGUGUGGUUGAAAUACCCAAAGAAUCGAGUGCAAAGAUGGAGGUUGCUACUGAUGAGCCACACACUCCGAUAAAGCAGGAUACAAAGAAAGGAAAACUUCGUUACUAUCCCUACAAUAUAAAUUGGAAUUAUGGAUUGCUUCCACAAACAUGGGAAGACCCAUCCCUUGCUAAUAGUGAAGUUGAAGGAGCAUUUGGGGAUAAUGAUCCAGUUGAUGUUGUUGAGAUAGGCGAAAGUCGGAGAAAGAUUGGCGAGGUUCUCAAAGUAAAGCCCUUGGCUGCAUUAGCUAUGAUUGAUGAAGGGGAACUUGACUGGAAAAUUGUUGCAAUUUCAUUGGAUGAUCCCAAAGCUUCUCUUGUCAAUGACAUUGAUGAUGUUGAGAAGCAUUUUCCGGGGACUCUCACUGCAAUAAGGGACUGGUUUAGAGACUACAAGAUCCCUGAUGGAAAGCCUGCUAACAAGUUUGGUCUUGGCAACAAGGCGGCAAACAAGGAUUUUGCGCUUAAGGUCAUAACCGAAACCAAUGAAUCAUGGGCUAAGCUUGUCAAGAGAUCAAUUCCUGCUGGAGAUCUGUCACUCGUAUAG
This is a messenger RNA of Prunus armeniaca (apricot), 894 nucleotides long. Lineage: Eukaryota; Viridiplantae; Streptophyta; Magnoliopsida; Rosales; Rosaceae. The record is from the annotation of a GenBank genome assembly.